AUGUCCAAUUCAUCCAGCAAUGGAUCUAGGCAAUCUCUUCACUUGAGUGGCCCAGUGGAUCCUACCAUUCUGCAGAAUGCUGGUAAAAGACCUACCUGUGCACAAAGCUGUCUCUGGAACAUGGAGGAGAUUGCUCUCCUCAAAUUCUUACUUGAGUCUUUGCCUCAUGCUGGUGAUGGAGGGUUCAAGGACACAGUUUUCGAGGCAGCAGUGGCUCAUUUGAGAGCCAAGUUUCCAGUGUACAAAGGUGCACCAAAGCAGACAUCAGCAUGCAAAAGCAAGUACCAUGGGGAUCUCAAAAGGACAUAUGCUCUUGUGAAUGAUCUCAGGAGUGCUUCAGACUGGACAGGCCUAAGAAAGUUUGGUUAG
Messenger RNA from Pisolithus orientalis, 369 nucleotides. RefSeq lists its product as uncharacterized. NCBI's taxonomy places the organism in Eukaryota, Fungi, Basidiomycota, Agaricomycetes, Boletales, Pisolithaceae. The record is from RefSeq and is a predicted model, not a curated record. The transcript has 2 exons. Bases 1 to 369 code for a protein of 122 amino acids.